CUCCGCAGUGCUCUCACCGGGAGGGCGUUUUGCCAGUGGUUCAGCUUUACCGUGACGCUAGAGUCCGACAGCGGGAGAAGAGGAGUCCGGGGCUGUUUUGGAGCGCUUUAAAACAAAAAUAACGUCUGUUAAAGCACGGUGUGCUGUCUGUCUCUCUGUCUCUCUCAGGUGUGCUGUAAGGAGUGACCACCUGAUCUGGUCCUACGACUGCCCAACACAACAACACAACUGGCCAACCUAAAUCCCUCCAUGCAUUAACACUCUACAGGCCAGAGGCUAGCUAGGGCACAACAACACGGAGGGUGAUCCACUCCACACUACUUAGUGUGCAUCUGUGUGUGUGUCUGAGAGGGAGAUACUGAGUAUCUGUGUGUGUGAGCACCAUCCCCGUGUGUGUGUGUGAGCACCGUCCCCGUGUGUGUGUGUGAGCACCAUCCCCGUGUGUGUGUGUGAGCACCGUCCCCGUGUAUUAGCGCGUACACCUGUAUUUGAGGAUAUUCUCCCAGAGGCCCCGCCUUUACCUACGUCGUCAUCAAGAUGAACGUGACGUCGCUUUUCUCCUUCACCAGCCCAGCGGUGAAGAGGCUGCUGGGAUGGAAACAGGGGGAUGAAGAGGAGAAGUGGGCGGAGAAGGCUGUGGACGCCCUGGUGAAGAAACUGAAGAAGAGGAAGGGAACGAUGGAGGAUCUGGAGAAGGCUCUCAGCUGCCCCGGACAACCCAGUAAGUGUGUGACCAUCCCUCGGUCGCUGGACGGUCGUCUCCAGGUAUCCCAUCGUAAAGGCCUUCCCCACGUCAUCUACUGCAGAGUGUGGAGGUGGCCCGACCUACAGUCUCAUCACGAACUCAAGGCCUUGGAGUGCUGCCAAUUCCCCUUCACAGCCAAACACAAAGAUGUCUGUAUCAACCCCUACCACUACAAGAGAGUGGACAGUCCUAUGCUGCCCCCUGUCCUGGUCUCGAGGAACAGCGACCUCACAGCGAGGCCGGGGAUGCAGCCCCGUUACCAUGGCGCCAUCGACCAGAAUGAGCCUCUCAUGCCCCACAAUGCCACUUUCCCAGAAUCCUUCCCUCCAGGCGGGGGCGGCAACGGAGGGUUGGCGUUCCCUUGUUCCCCUGGCAACAGCUUCCCCAGUUCGCCCGGCAGUGGGUCCAGCAGUAUCUCCGCGUUUCCCCACUCCCCUCUUAGCUCCGACCCAGACAGCCCCUUCCACGUCCCGGCUGACACCCCGCCCCCAGCCUACAUGCCUCCAGAUGAUUGUCUGACUCAGGACUGCUCCCAGCCAAUGGAAACCAACCUCCUCGCCAUGCCAACCGGCCUGGAUACCAACAACAGGCCAGACGUCCAGCCAGUAGCCUACGAGGAACCAAAACACUGGUGUUCUAUAGUGUACUAUGAGCUGAAUAACCGCGUGGGAGAGGCGUACCUGGCGUCAGACUCCAGUGUUCUGGUCGACGGCUUCACCGACCCGUCCAAUAACCGCAACCGCUUCUGCCUCGGCCUGCUGUCUAACGUCAACCGCAACUCGACCAUAGAGAACACACGCAGGCACAUCGGCAAAGGUGUCCACCUGUACUAUGUAGGAGGUGAGGUGUAUGCAGAGUGUCUGAGUGACACCAGUAUCUUCGUUCAGAGCCGUAACUGUAACUACCAUCAUGGUUUCCACCCCACCACGGUGUGUAAGAUCCCUGGUGGCUGCAGUCUGAAGAUCUUUAACAACCAGGAAUUUGCCCAGCUACUGGCCCAGUCAGUGAACCAUGGCUUUGAGGCUGUUUACGAGCUCACCAAGAUGUGUACCAUUCGGAUGAGCUUCGUCAAGGGUUGGGGUGCAGAGUACCAUCGCCAGGACGUAACCAGCACCCCCUGCUGGAUAGAGGUGCACCUGCAUGGCCCUCUACAGUGGCUGGACAAAGUCCUCACACAGAUGGGCUCUCCCCAUAACCCCAUCUCCUCCGUGUCCUAACACACACACACACACACACACAGCCUCUCGUCGUCGGAAGUUAUAUGGGCUGCGGUGUGUAGCGAGCAGACAGAGGGAGAGAGAUGCCAAGGCAUCUCCACUACAGCCAAGACUAGCUAGCUUGUAGCAGCCACAAUGUUAUUCAUCAUCCCAUAUUACAAUACCUAAAUUGACUGGAGUAGCCUAGAGAAGCUAGCAAGCUAUGGAUAAUUUGGCUAAUUGAGGCCACAUGCUACGAUUUCUCCCCAACCCCAUUCAGAUGAGAAAACAUCAGCCUAUCUGGUGGUUACUCCAACCCCAUUUUGCCAACUUUGAGUUCCCAUAUAUUAUUCCAUCUUGAAUUAGUGAACUCACUCCACUUGCGUCACAUUGAGCCUCUUUGAUUGGCCAACAGAGAGAGAGAGAUAUCUAUAUAUAUAUAUAACAACAAGCUACACAGUAAAGGCUACCGUCUUUUUAUGGGACCACGUCAUAAAAACUACCUUGAAAUGUUUGUUUUAUUACAUGAAUAAUCUGAAAUUUCAUGGUAUAUCCUUGUAUGUAAUAAUGUCACAUGGAUAAUUUAAUUUACCAUGACCAAGCUGGACAAUCAGGACUGAGGGAUUAUCUGGCCUCAAUCGGGACCGAGACAUCAUCUGUGAUCGGCUAGCUCUGCCUGGACUCAAUCGGGACCGAGACAUCUGUGAUCGGCUAGCUCUGCCUGGCCUCAAUCGGGACCGAGACAUCAUCCGUGAUCGGCUAGCUCUGCCUGGCCUCAAUCGGGACCGAGACAUCAUCCGUGAUCGGCUAGCUCUGCCUGGCCUCAAUCGGGACCGAGACAUCAUCUGUGAUCGGCUAGCUCUGCCUGGCCUCAAUCGGGACCGAGACAUCAUCCGUGAUCGGCUAGCUCUGCCUGGCCUCAAUCGGGACCGAGACAUCAUCCGUGAUCGGCUAGCUCUGCCUGGCCUCAAUCGGGACCGAGACAUCAUCCGUGAUCGGCUAGCUCUGCCUGGCCAGGCCAGCACAAUCGUGUAAUCUUUUCUCAAUCGAAUUUUCACAACUCCUACGUCCUCUCGCCUCCUUUGUAAAAGGUCAAAGGGUAAUCAAAAGGCGUCGAGGAGAGGGAACAUGGGACGAAAAUGCGCUUGUAUGAAAUGAGACUUCUAGUCCACUCGCAUGUCAUCAGGAAAAUGACUUGGAUCCCCAAUUCAAAUAUGUAAAGUGAUCAGAACAAAUGAUGUUAGUUGUGCAGUAAAUGUUGUAGAUUAAAAUUAUAAGUAGUAUAUUGUUUUUAAACGGAUGCAUGUUUUUCUCCUGUGGGGGGGGGGGCAUGGUUGAUUUUCAAAACUCUUUUCUGUGAAGGAGUUAGUUUAGGACACACAUGACUAUCCUCGACAGUCUUCCGUUCGCCUGCUAACGAAUUGACGACAUCUCCUUGACUACCUAUUGGUUUCUGGGUCACGGAGGAGAGAGGGUGGAGGAUGGACUUUUGACCGAAUGAGAAAAGACCGUUACCGUCGCUCAGACGGACUAAUCCUCACUAGAAAAGACCCUUAUCAGCGCAUUUGCCUUACCCACCUUUAUAUUGAGGCUGUGUCCCAAAUGGAAUACUGUUCCCUUUUUAUAGUGCACUACUUUAACCCCAUGGACCCUAACCCCAUGGACCCUAACCCCAUGGGCCCUAACCCCAUGGACCCUGGUCAAUAGUAGUGGACUAUAAAUGUAAGAAGGGUGUCAUUUGGUUGUUGUGUCACUACAGUAGUAUAUGUUUGUAUCCCAAAUGGACCCCUAUUCCCUAAUAUAGUGCAGUAUCUUGGACCAGGGUAGGGCACUAUGUAGGAAAUAGGGGGACAUAUUAGAAGGUGAUUGAGAAACUUUGACGUAAAACAAUAAAAAUGUUUUAAUGUA
This is a messenger RNA of Salmo salar (Atlantic salmon), 3849 nucleotides long. The record is from RefSeq and is a predicted model, not a curated record. Lineage: Eukaryota; Metazoa; Chordata; Actinopteri; Salmoniformes; Salmonidae.